AUGGAGGUGGAGGAGGAGGAAAGAGCUCUCCACACGAUCAUGUGGAUCGUGUGUUCCCGAGAGUUCUUUGAUCGCGUAACGCAAGGGUUACGCGAGAUCUCGAGCAUGAGCGGAAUAGGCGUCUCAGAUGGUGGACACUGCCUCGAAGCAUCGAGCUGA
Molecule: messenger RNA, 159 nt
Organism: Peronospora matthiolae
Lineage: Eukaryota; Oomycota; Peronosporomycetes; Peronosporales; Peronosporaceae
Source: the annotation of a GenBank genome assembly